Messenger RNA from Acanthosepion pharaonis, 867 nucleotides. The record is from the annotation of a GenBank genome assembly. Lineage: Eukaryota; Metazoa; Mollusca; Cephalopoda; Sepiida; Sepiidae.
AUGCAAAAAUAUUUAAAGUCAUUAUCUUUUUCUUUCAAUUUUUUUUGCACAAUCCUCUCUUUCUCUUUGUUUUUUUUUUUUUUCUUCUCUCUGUCUUUUUCACAAGGCUCUUUUUCUCGUCCAUUUUCGCUUUUUCCAUCACUCUUUUUUUUUCAUUCUCACAAGCCUAUCUUUCUCUUCAUUUUUUUUUCUUUUUCCAUCUCACAAGCUCUACUCUUUCUUCUCAUGUCUCUCUUUUUCUUCCCUCAUUCUCACAAGCGUUUCUUUUCUCUUCAUUUUUCUAUUUUUCCAUUUCUUUUUCUCACAAGCCCCCCACCACCUUCUCCUCAUUUUCCGCUUUUGUUAUUUCUUACAAGUGUCGCCACUCUCCAUUUGUCUCUCAUUUUCUCUCUCUGUUUCUACCAAUUUUUAUCGAUCUUCAUCACUCUUUGUCACAAACCUCCUUUUCUCAUAUUUUUUUUCUUUUUAUGUCGCUUUAUCACAAGACUCCGUUUCUCUUCUUUUAAUCUUUUUCUCUUCCUUUCCUUUUAUUUUUUUUUACUCUUUUUCCUUUUCUUAUUCUCGCAAGCCUUUCUUUCUCUAGUUUACUCUAUUCUCUAUCUCUUUCUCACUAGCUUCCGUUUCUCUUUUUUUUCUUUCUUUCAUUUUCACAAGCCUCGGUUCUCUUCAUUUUUUUUUCUUUUCUCUAUCUCUUUCUUACAAUCUACGUUUCUUUUCUUUUUCCCUUCUUCUCUCAUUCUCACAAGUCGUUCUUUCUCUUCAUUUUUCUCUUUUCUCUGUGUAUUUCUCACUAGCCUGAUUCGCUUAAUUUCAUUUUGCAUCAUUUCUUUUUCCACCUCUCUCUCUCUUUUUUUUUUGUACUUCUAA